AACUUGGAGUGUGAGAAUCGUUCCUCUUGCCCUCUGUCUUCACACACUGCUGCCCAGUUUGUCCGUGUGUGUGUGUGCAUGUGUGUGUGUGUGUGUGCUGCUUUUUCCUGCACUCUCUUUCUCUCUCUCUCUCUCUUUCCCCCCCUGUCUCUCUUUCUCUCGCUUGCUCAGAGACGUGCAUGCAGCGACCGAGGGGGGAGAGAUAGAGAGAGAGAGGGAACAUUGGGGAGAAAACACAUCGCAGCAGAGAUGCAGCAGGAGGUUUUUCGAGAUUUGGGCUGGUCAUGGUGUCCGGGGAGGAGGUGCGGGACCCCAUUCAUGCGGGUCUUUUUCAAUCUCGUCUGAGUGAGCAACACCUGGCUGUUGGGUUAGCGCCCCUCUGCAUCGUCACACAUUGCCAAGCUGAGGACAUCACUGGCCAGCAUUUGUCUUCCCUUCCAUUGGCUCUCGUGACUGCAGACCCCCUUCCAUCUCCCAGUUUAAAGAAGGCCAACACAGACACUCAGUGUGAGGAACAGGAGCAGCAGGAGAAAGCUGAGAGGCCGGGGAUGAAGGGGAAAAAGCAUGGUAGCCGAGGAGAUGCAAUGAUGGAGGACAGGCUGGAAAGCAUGACCGAUGGACCUAAAAAUGCAAAAAUCACACUAAGCUUCCCACUUAGCGCCGGGCCCCUCCCGGCCUCGCUGACGUCACCCAACUACUGUCGUAAUGCCUCGUCAUCCUCUUCCCCGCACAGACGGCGGCCUUCCUCUAAAAGCUCAGAUGAGGGGUCACUAUGGAAACUAGACUCCACCAUGGACGUAAAGCACAGACCUUUUAAGCCCCCGAGGCACGACAGCUCUCCGUCCUCCUCACCACCUUCCUCCCCCAUGACAGUACAUGCACUUAUCAGGAAGGAUUUAAAAUCCCUGCCUCCUCUCAAGUGCUCCAAACUCUCUCCUGAGAGGCAGCUUCACAAGUCAGCGCCGGGAUCGUCAAGCUCCUCUUUAGCAGGCUCUUACGGCGGAGACGGGUGGGACGAUCGCCAUAAUACAGCCAACGGUACACCCUCGCCCUCGCAAACAGCCCAGAUCCUAUUCAGCCUGGGCGCCUCAACCUAUCAUAGAGGAGGAGGCGGGGACGGCGAAAGGAAAGAUAAAAUAACAGGGAGACCAGCUGGGAAGCUGGGAAGCCCUCAUGGACCAAGCUUACACCCACCCACACUACACCUCCCGCCCCCGCUGCCACCACCCCCUCCUCCCCCGUCCGAGGAUCUCACCGCACCCCCCCAUUCAUCAUCUUACUCCCCAACUGACAGCCUAAAACCCGAGCUGAUUUGCGGUGUGUGCCAUCGUCUCUUCAGCUCAGCCUCCUCGCUCACUGUUCACAUGCGGCUGCAUCGUGGAAGCCGCGCCCUCAGCUGCCGUUUCUGCAGCAAGGUCUUCAUUCACAGCAAGAGACUGCAUUCCCAUGAGGCCUCCUGCAGGGUGUCAGGCCUGCCCUCACAACUCAGCCCAUCACUCGCAGUGCAGCCAAAGGAAGAGCCCCUGGAGGAGGGUGAGGUGAGAGAGGAGGCGGGAGAAACAGACACGAGCAAGGCCAGGCUGGGGAAAAAAGCCACUAGCUUGCUGGCUUGUAUCCAGGGCGAUGAUGCAGCAGACACAGAACUCCUAGCCGCUGAUGAGAGCCAUUUUGUCAAGGUGGUGGAUGGCAAUGUCAUCUAUUUCUGCUCGGUCUGCGAGCGCUCCUACAUGACGCUGUCCAGCCUCAAGCGUCACUCCAAUGUGCACUCAUGGCGCCGCAGGUACCCUUGCCAUUACUGCGACAAGGUUUUUGCACUGGCCGAGUACCGCACCAAGCAUGAGGUGUGGCAUACGGGAGAGCGGCGCUACCAGUGCAUUUUCUGCUGGGAUGCCUUCGCUACAUACUACAAUCUGAAAACACACCAGAAAACUAUUCAUGGCAUCAAUCCAAGCCUCAUCUCCAGUGAAAAGACAGCCAAUGGUGGCUACAAACAGAAGGCUAAUGCCCUCAAGCUCUACCGCCUCCUCCCGAUGCGCUCACAGAAGAGGCCGUACAAAACUUACAGUGACACUUUGCGAAAAAACUUGCUAAUGUCACCAACUGAAGACUCUUCCCUGUCCCUGCCCGACCUGGCUUGUGCUCUGGGGCCCACAGACCUACAAAGCUAUAUCAGUGGGGCCCAGAGUGUCAAGCCUGACCCAGAUAGUUUCCCCAAUGACAUCCCUGUUUCUGUGGGCGCUGAAAACAAGGACCUCUCCACGCUGCCGCCUUUCCCCGAAGUAGACACGUCCCAGCUUAAAAAUCUUGACGGUGAGGCCCAAGACUUAGAGCAAAUUAAAGGCAGCUCCAAAAUGUCCAGCAGCAGCAAAACCAAAAGUCACAAAGCAGUAAGAGGCACAGACUCAACAAGCAUGCCCUCUGUGAUCACAUAUGGCCACACCAAACCCUCUGUCAUAGUUCAUGGAACAGCCGUGUCAUCCUCUGUCAUCAUGCACAGCAACCAGGUCUCUCCUAGAAGUGAAAAAAAUGAUUUUCCAGAACGCAGCGACAGUCCGCCCUCACACAAGGGUUCUGCAAGAUCAUUAAAGAGACGACGAGACAGUGCAGACAGCCAUAGAAAAAGGUCCAGAGACAACUUGGAUGCAGCAGGAAAGAGACAGGAUGCGGACACAGACAAGUCUUCUUUUAAGUCCCGAAAGUCCUACAGCAAGAGUGACAACUCAAAGCAGCCCACACCGUCUGUGGGGUCACAGGUCAGAGAGACGGGCCCGCUGUGCCAGAUCACUGUGCGUAUUGGCGAAGAGGCCAUAGUGAAACGCAGCAUCUCAGAGACUGACCUUAGGAGAGACAAAAGCCGCUCACCCCCCAAAAACAAGAAAAGUGAAACAUCUUCACUGCAUCACAAACACCAUGUGCACCGAAGUGCCAGCCAAGUGGAGGAGAACAACACAGGAGGAGAAACUAAGGAAGAGGCUGCAGAGAGCACUGUUGAGCCCCCCGAGGACGUGAGGGAGUACAACUUUCGACAAAAAGUUCGCGAGCAGGACAGCGACCACGACAUGGAGGACAACUUGUGGCGGCCUUACUACUCCUACAAGCCGAAGAAAAAAACACAGGCGCACCUGCAGAGGUUUAAGAGCUGGCAAAGGAAGCUGAAGUUUAAGCGUGCUUUGCGGCUGAAGAGCCGAGCAGAGAGGCUAAAAAAAUGUGGGAAUACGGAGACGGAGGACUUACAAGAUGAGGGACAAGGCGUAAAGCUGCCAGAGGCUGACAUGGUAGAGAGUGAAAGCAAGGAGGGACAAGUGAAGGAGGACCACGGUCUUGAGCUCCCCACUUCUUCACUGCCCUCCCCAAAGACUCCUCUCGCUUCAUCUGUGGACCCUACAGGACCUAAAAGGCGGCCGUGGACCAAUGGGAACGCAGCAGAGUGCUCUACUUGCGGCUGCUGGUUCUCAAACUCUAGCAAGCUAGACCAACACGAGCUGAGUCACCUGCUGGAGUUUGUGUGCCUCUUCUGCCGAGCCACUUUUCCCUCCCGAGACAAACUAGAAGACCACCAGAGGAAUCAACAUCCCAAGCCCCCUGACCUCUCCUCCGCCCUCCACAAGGUGACACUGGGUGAACACCCUGAAUGGGUCAAACAUGUGGCAGAUUGUGGUGAGGAAAAGGCAGAUCAAGUCAACUUAGGUGUGAGUAGUUCCAGUCCAGCUCGCCUUAGCAGGAGAGCCUUAUCACGGCACACAUGUCCACAGUGUCACAAGGUGUGCAAGACGUCCUCUGCACUCGCUCGUCACGUCCGCCGCCACGAGUUCAACAGUUCUCCAGAGAGAGAAAAGGACGAUGAUGUUUUAGACCCAAAAACAAAGGCUGUGAGCAGAGAUCUAGUCCGUGAAAAAGGCCAAGUGGUUUCAGUUAUCAGCUAUUCUACAGCUGAAAUCCCCAAUGGGGGGGAAUCUUCCGAAUCACUGCAGCAUGCAGACCUUCAUUCUGAACCAAUGCCCCAACAUCAGCCAGUAAAAUCUAGUUACGAGCCUGCGCUGGCCCAGCUCACGCCCCAAGCACCUGAGAAAAAGCCCAGCCCAAAGAUUGCAGAAACCAUAUUUGAGACCCCAAUGAACCUGACACGCAGUACAAGCCAGCUCUCCCCAGCUACGCCCCCUACCCUGCAGAGCGUGCUGGUCAUGAACAGGCCCGAAUGUUUGGACUAUCGCACCCCCAUCAAAAAGAAUCUAGACCGAACAGUAAACCCUGCGCACACAAUAGUGCCCGCCAGCACCUACGCUCACUUGCCUAUGACACCACAGACCAGAAUAACCACUGCUUCUCCCCCUGUUUCCAUGACCACUGUGAACAGCUCAGAGGGUGGAUUUGUGAAACGGGAUGGGGUCAUUAUGGACAAAGAGAGGCAGACGGGGGGCACAGUGUUUCUACAUGCAGGUUAUAAAGAACCUGUCUUGGUCCAAGAUCACAGAGUCCAGUCCCUGUCUCGCAGUCCGUCUCCCAAUGAAGCACAAGACCUCACCAUGUCCUCCAUACUGGCUCGAGAGAGGGAGCUAGAGAAUCAGCGAGAACGAAAAAAGGUGUUAGAGAAAAAGAGAGAAAUGGAGUGGGACAAAGACAUGGAGAGGGUCCAUCACAUGAGUAGCCUUGCACAGACGUCUGAGGACCAAACAACGCUGUUAGUCCCAAAAGAGGAGCCCUUGAGUCCUGUGCCGUCGCCUCAACACAUUCCCACUCAGACCACUACAAAUAGACCCCCGUCACACAGGAACACUACAAAUUCCGCAGCAGCUAUUGGACUCUUAGCGCCGGCCAACCAGCAGUCCACUUUACUAGGACUGGACCGGUUCACACUUCCCAUUGGAGCUGCUGGCGCUGGGGAUCGCCCAUCUGCCCACGCACUCCUCCUUCCUCGGGUACAAAAACCACCUGAGCCCGAGCGUCAAGACACUUCCCUAGAUGACCAGCAGGUGGAUCCCCCGCCAUUGUGCUACCCUAUACAGGAUUAUCCCCUGCCUCUUAUUGUGCCAGACAGCUAUCAUCCGGCCAAGAAGUAUGAGGACAACCUGCUCAUGCCCUCCUAUCCUGUUGGAGCGCUUCCCUACGGCCCUUUGGGAAAAGUGAUGAUGCCAAAUGGUGCCGACUUGGCCAAGGUCCCGUUUUAUCCAGAUCCAUACCAGCUCCUCUACGGGUCCCAGCUUCUGGCCUACCCGUAUAGCAUGGCGGCUCUUCCCGUGGCUCUCAACAUGAUGGCUCCCGGCACGGACAAGGUUGAAUCCCUGCCUUUCCUCCCAGCCAUCUUUAACUACGCAGCUGGCGCAGGACCCUACAUGGGUGCUGCACCUCACCCGUUGGUGGCCAACCCCAGUCUCUACGGUGGCGGUAAAAAACAGAGAGACGGCGGAAGCAACAAACCAUAGGAAUGCCAUAAGGAUUCUGGACAGGCCUGUUUGGGUUGGGAGCGGGAGGGGUGCAUAGGCAAAUUAAGACCAGAGGUCAACAUCCAAUCAGAGUAGAUGUGGCAGGAAGGAGAGGAAGUAAAAACAACAAGGGGAGGUCAAUGUUAGUAUCAUCACUCCCUUCCCUCCUUCCGUCUUUGUUGUUUUGCCGUAAUGUGUCGUAGAUCUAGAACUUGAUGAGUCAUCCUCUCCAACCUGCUCUAUACUGUACCUUACAUCUGAAAAUAAGAACUGCUUACAGGGUGUUUUGUGUGGAAAAAAACAAGCUUCUCUGUAUUAUCGCCCCCCCCUACCAAGAGAGAUGCCUUUUUUGUGGGAAGGGAAGGUGAUUAAUCUUUGUCACAGCUGACGCUUGAAGUGACUCCAAACGUGUUAUAUGUUUGAACAUGACCACAUCUGCGGAGAGCAAAGCUUGUACUGCAAAUGAAGGAAAGUUUUUUUGUGCGUGUGUGCGUGUGUGCCUGUGUGUGCGUGCGUGCGUGUGUGUGUGUGCGCGCUAUGACUAAUGGGAAGUACGUAUGAGUGGUUCGGAUGAUUCCGCAUUAGAUGCACACAACGUUCUUACUUUAGUCGGAAUAACAUUUAGAGUAUAGAAGGGAUACGUGGUCAAUAAGAAGCUUAGAUGGCACAACGACAGUGUAACGUCUCGACACACCAUGUGACUUGGUGACCAGACGGCACUGUAGGAUCUGUAUAGCAUUCACCAUAGUUUAUACCUUAUGUGCACACGAUUAGAAAAGUAGUGGUCACUUAAAGGGGGCACUUGUAGCUGCUUUGGAUAUGUAGCUGGUCACUGGGUAAAGAAUUGCCGACUGGUAGCUUUUGCACUUCCCUUCAUCUCUAUUCCUUUACAUAAGAGGAAUUAAAGAGUUAGCUUUGAUCAUUUUUUCCCCCUCUUGUGGAAGUGGAAAUUGGCUCCAUCUCCUCAAGCAGGGUGAGGAAAGUGACAACAGCAAGGAAGGUAUAAAAAAAAAAUCUAAUGGAUUCAGGGUAUUGAGUUAUUUCUGGAUAUAAGGAAGCAAAUGGGCAGGAAAGACUUCUGAGUUGACAAUGAGCAGCCAAAGUGACGGCCGGACACCCCCAGAUGCCCCCCUGGGGUCAAUGUCGCUAUGUUUUGUGUUAUAUCUUGUAUGUUCAACUACGUUGUUGUGGAGGUGGCUUCAAGGGGGCCUGAACCUAAAAAUAUGAAUGUAAAUUUUAGUCAUGCGGUUAAUGAAGUACAGCUGCAUUAAUGCUAGACUCGGUUUCAGUUCUUUUUUUGUUUGUUUCACUCCAAUAAUCUAUUACAAACAGUAUAAUGUCUUGUAUGCAUAUAUCCAUUAGUCCUAGCAGACAUGUCAGUUAACUUGGGUUCUGUAUCCACAAAAGCAUGUGCCACACUUACUUCCUAACUGUUUGUAUGCUCAAGCAAUUCUGGCAUCAUGCGCACAGCAUUUCCUUUGCGUUACGUCUCAAUCUUCCAAAUCUGUGUUUAGAUUGCCACUGUUGGCCUGCAGUUGGACACUUCCAAGCAAUUAGGAGGCACUUUUUGGUUCCAAGCAGGGGUGCGAAAACACAGCAUGACUGAGCGCAGGGGCUCACGAGCGAGCGUUCCCCGGGGUGCGGUUACAAGCCUUUUGCGUGUCUUUUGGGGUGGACAAGGGUGAGCGAUGAAGCGAGUGAGAAAACCAAAAGCAUCGUAUCCCUUGGUUAAUACUAAAUGGGCCAUCUGUGCUUUUUUUCCUUCUUUUUUUUAAGUUUGUGUGAAGAUUUAAAAAAGAAAGGAAACACCUUGCUCUCUCCAACGCAAUAUUUCAAUCCAUUCCUGUAGAUGGACAUAUAUGUGUUUCUGGACCAUCACGGUUGUCAUACAGACCAAAAGCAUGCCAAUUGACUCAUAUUGUAGUGACUGGACUGGAAUACAAAUUGUCUACUGUACGUUUUAGUUCUAAUGAAUGUGCCUCUGCUUUGAUAUUUAAAUCAUUAUCUAAAGUUACUAUUAAGAUGUGGAUUUGCCAGAAUUCAGCUGUCAAGGUGCCUUGUCACGGCAUAAGAAAUUAGAUUUGUAAAUGAGGGUUUUUCUUCAAAUAUAAUUUGGAGAUAGAUCUCAUGGCUUUGUUCGCUAUGAAGUUGUUCAUAGAUGUAUGGGUGUGGCUAAACUGUUUUGGUAUCGUGUAUUAUGUCUAGGAAAAUACUGUGCCAUAGAAAGCCCACAAAAUAUCUUUGUGUUAUUUUUAAAAAAAGAUGUUUUUAUGUUGCCUGAGGACUUUGUCUUUAGAUUUGAUACGAAGGCUUGUCGCCACAGCUCUCCCAAAGUCGGUAGUCUCCUUUUCCAAUCCCUUCCCUGUUUCUGUCUUUUUGCUGCAAUCAAACAGAAUAAAGUAUUAACCUGAUGACCCAAUGACAAA
Messenger RNA from Nerophis ophidion (straightnose pipefish), 7846 nucleotides. It is a transcript of the gene zbtb4, whose product is annotated as zinc finger and BTB domain containing 4. Bases 285 to 5420 code for a protein of 1711 amino acids. Lineage: Eukaryota; Metazoa; Chordata; Actinopteri; Syngnathiformes; Syngnathidae. The transcript has 2 exons. The record is from RefSeq and is a predicted model, not a curated record. Gene Ontology annotation, molecular function: DNA-binding transcription factor activity, RNA polymerase II-specific; RNA polymerase II cis-regulatory region sequence-specific DNA binding. Gene Ontology annotation, biological process: regulation of DNA-templated transcription.